This is a messenger RNA of Phymastichus coffea, 691 nucleotides long. It is a transcript of the gene mRpL43, whose product is annotated as large ribosomal subunit protein mL43. Gene Ontology annotation, biological process: mitochondrial translation. Gene Ontology annotation, cellular component: mitochondrial large ribosomal subunit. The transcript is spliced from 4 exons. NCBI's taxonomy places the organism in Eukaryota, Metazoa, Arthropoda, Insecta, Hymenoptera, Eulophidae. Gene Ontology annotation, molecular function: structural constituent of ribosome. The coding region runs from base 103 to 678 and encodes 191 amino acids. The record is from RefSeq and is a predicted model, not a curated record.
GAGCCCACGAGUAGUGACGAACAUCUAUGCUACGAUCUAUAACACGCGUUUUUGGACUCUCAAAGUAUGAAACUUUAGAAUCCGCAAGAUAAAUCUUCAAAAAUGUCAUACUCGCAACUUUAUUUGAAAAGUGGUUUUCCCCGAGCCAAUGCUUGCAAUGGUAUUGGACGUUACAUCGGACAAUUGCAAAGAGUUACCUUAAAGUUUUGUAAAACCCACGGUGCCAGCCGAGGUUUAAGAGAAUUCAUUGAAAAUGAUUUACUUAAUUAUGCUAAAGAAAAUCCUGGAGUUGUUGUUUAUGUCAAACCAAGGAGACACAGAGGUCCUGUCAUCAGAGCUGAAUAUCUUAGUGGAGAAAUACAUUGGAUCCCUGUACACAAUUACAGUAGAGAUGAAAUAGUCAAAUAUAUGGAGCUUGUACGGACUCAGUCUUCAAAUGGUUCUACUUUAAGGCUUCGUAAAAUGUGGCAUACAGAAUUCCCAUCUAUACAAGGAACAUGGACACCAUUCACUUUCAGAGAUCCAAAACUAAACACUAUAGAAUUUCCAAAUGAUGAAAUUGGAGCAUGUCCUAAGUUUGAACCCACAGCUUCAGAGAAGAUUAUUCAAUUGUUCAAGGAGCAGCAAUUAUGCGAGGUCUUAGAGGAGCAAGAAACAUCAGAAGCUGCGAAAGAUUAAAUGUAGGAUCAAU